Messenger RNA from Orussus abietinus, 612 nucleotides. Its product is annotated as thioredoxin domain-containing protein 12-like. The transcript is spliced from 2 exons. The record is from RefSeq and is a predicted model, not a curated record. The coding region runs from base 1 to 612 and encodes 203 amino acids. NCBI's taxonomy places the organism in Eukaryota, Metazoa, Arthropoda, Insecta, Hymenoptera, Orussidae.
AUGCACAAAUGCUUCAAAUAUCUCGGGUCGUUGAAUCUGAUCUCCUUGGCCGAUCAGCUUAUGGGAAAUGUCCUCGCAACCGGCGACAAGUCGACCGCGGAAGUCGACCGCGACUUUUUCCAGAUCUACAAAUGGACAAGUCUGCCGGCCGGUUUUCACGAAGCAAGGAAAACCGGCAAGCCGAUUUUCGUGUUCAUCCAGAGAUCGACCUGCCCUGCAUGCAAACAUCUCAAGAGUAAAUUCGUCAAGUCGCUUAAGUUAAGCGAGUUGAGCAGUCGCUUCGUCAUGGUGAACGUGGACAAUGGGCCGGACAGCGUCAGGAACCGCGGAGUUUUCCAUCCGGAUGGCAAAUACGUACCAAGGAUCCUAUUCUUUACGCCCGAAGGACGACUCCUCCGAGAAGCGUACAAUCGGCACGCGAGAGACCCGAAAUACAAAUAUUUCUACAGUAAUCCCUCUCACGUGAUCGAGACCAUGCUGAUGGUCCUCCAAAUACUGGGCGCAUUUCCACCAAACGUGGACCAGCCUCCGGAUAUCGCGAACCAGUCCGGCACGCCUUCAAAAACUCCUGCAGAAGAUGACUUCCACACCCCCACAGUUUUGGAUCAAUAG